AUGGCAACGGGUAAACUUUGCACAGGGACGUGGGACGGAGAAGAGAAGAAGACGAGUUGGGCGUACGGCGCGUUGGGUCGGAUUCGUUCUGUCGGCAGAGGAGAACCGAUGGUGUUUGAAGAGAGGCGAACGCUUGUGGCAAAGUGGAUGGACGGGUGGUCCAGCGGCCAGAGGAAGGCCGUGCUGCAGGACUUGGUGCUGAGCUGCUCGGUGGAGCAGCCGAGGUUCCUGAGCAGCAGCGUGAGCAGACGGCUCCCCCUGCAGGCCGCAGACUUCUCCUGCCUGCUGCCCAGAGCCAUCUGCCUCUACGUCUUCUCGUUCAUGGACCCCCGCAGCCUCUGUCGAUGUGCCCGGGUGAGCUGGCACUGGAGGAGCAUGGUGGACCUGGACCAGCUGUGGAUGCCCGAGUGUGUGAGGCGGGGGUGGUGCAUCAGCUUCUCCCCCUCCCCUCUGGAGCAGGGCGUGUGGAAGAGACACUACAUCCAGACGGCGCUGGAGCUGCAGGUUGGGAGAUCAGAUCCAGAACCAGCUCGGCGGUCACGCGUCCAGGACCACGGCUCAGCAGGAACCCUCCCACAGGGCAGACCCACGUUACAAGGAAGGGCCCUCAUCAAGCAGACAGCAUCACCUAUGAGCGUCUCCAGGUCGGCGCCAACAAGCGAGAGGCCGUGGAGAGACUCCGACAGGCGUCCCAGAGACACCCUGCGCUACCUGGACAACCCGCAGCCCGCUGACGGAGCUCCUAGACCAAAGAGAAGCUUCUGUAGAGAGACGGCGUCCACCCUGGUCCGGUCAUUCUUCGGCCUCUUUGACCCCCCUCCCCGUCCGCCCACAACGCGACUGAUUGAUUGGUCUGAAUUAUCAGACCGGCUGAGGCUCCACCCGCUCACUGCCUCCUCCGUCUCCACCCGCAGCCAGAGGACGCCGCCUGAGGCGCGUCACAAGCCGCGCAAAGCCAAAUCGCUGAUGUUCCUCAGCUCCAGCUGUGGACCCCAACCUCCUCCUCCUCCUCUUCCCCCUGAGACCCAACGGCGACCACCCUGGGCGUCUGGCAAUCACGACCCCCCCGUCACCAAGGAGACCGCCCACGGCCUGCUGCGCCUGACCCGGUGGAAUGCCGGGGUCCGUCCGGGCCCGGUGAGGUCGGCGGUUCCCCGGCUGAGCGAGGAGGCGCUCACACCGCAGCGCCCCCAGUAGACCACUGUUUGGGGUUCAGUUCUGGACCAGCUGUGGCCCACACACACAUCUGGAGGACCACAGACCCACAGCGUCAGGACCAGAUUCACUGCAGCUCUGCGGUCACAAGGUGUAGUUUGAUAUCCGUAUUCUACAAAUGCCCUUCACAAUGCGCACGCUGCGCGGCCGGAGAUGAGGAGCGACGUGAACCUUCUGAGGACAUCUCAACGUUUAGCUCCAUUAGUGUCUCAUUGUGUGAAAAGAGCUGCUGCAGAAUCAGCAGCCCCGAGAUUAUAAUAGAAAGCCGUUGAAUAUUUGAACACAUGUAAACACACAGUAUACAAAAAUGCCUUUCUGCAAAUAUUUCACAUCAAAACCAUCCACACUGCCGCUUUGCAAGGGUCGCAUCCCCUUUUCAGUAACAGGUUUUAAUCGAGGGCCGACGGUCUGCAUAUAGUGUAGUGUAUAGCAAUAUAGUGUACGUUGUGAAUGCGCCGGUUCUGGUCGAUGACUUUAUUCAUGAUGCAAAAGGUGAAAUAAAAGAUUCUGUUUAAGAAAAAGAAGCAGUAGUAUGAGGAAACAAAACAAUAUGUAAACGUUGUUUUUGAAAGCAUUAGAUCUCGUUCUUUAAAGGGACUCUUGAUCGGCAGGUCUCAGUCUUAAGUACUUAAAGUAAUAAAAGUACUGUAAUUAAAUACUAAUUCAGAUACUUGCGUUUUCUUUUCAUGCUUUGUACUUCGCCAAGUGAACCUUUUACUCCACAUCUACACCUGAAAAAAUGUAAACAUACAAAGGCUUUAUGGUCUGUUUUCUAGAAAAUGUAAUGGCAAAAAAGAAUAAUUGAAGAAAAGGAACACAUUAUCUUACCUUUGUUUGUAAAAAUGAGAUUUUUCCAGUUUUUCAUAUGAAAGGAUCUAUUGCCUCUUC
Messenger RNA from Gasterosteus aculeatus aculeatus (three-spined stickleback), 2103 nucleotides. The record is from RefSeq and is a predicted model, not a curated record. Lineage: Eukaryota; Metazoa; Chordata; Actinopteri; Perciformes; Gasterosteidae.